AUGUCAAAUUCCAAUAAAAAAUAGUAGAGCUAAACAGAUAUUAAAUAAAAGCUAUUAAAUAUUUUAUCAGAGAAAAAUAAUAAGGUAACUACAUAGCAAAAACCAUGUUCAAGUUUAGAUUAUUAUUCGUUAUAAAGAAAAUUAUCAUAACGAUCCCAUAAAUUACCUGUUGAAAUGACUAAAUUUGAAAGAGAGAGAUGGCUAUUUGAAAUGUUAAACACUUAAGAUCAUACAUAAUAAGUAUUAGUCUAUUGAUGAAAGUAAAGGAAUAAAAUUUGAAGGAAAUUUAUGCAAGAACAACAAAAUUAAUUACAAGAUAUCGAAACAAAGAAAUUAAAUGGAAUAAUAAAAGAGAAGCUUUAUAAAAAGAGAUUGAUUUACUACGAUAAUUAUUAUAAUAAUAUUGA
Paramecium sonneborni is the source of this 407-nucleotide messenger RNA. The record is from the annotation of a GenBank genome assembly. Lineage: Eukaryota; Ciliophora; Oligohymenophorea; Peniculida; Parameciidae.